UAAAUAGAGUUGCUCGCGAUUUUGAUAAAUCAUUUGUGAAUUGAACAUUGUAUACGCUAAAAUGAUUAAAAUCGUGCUUUUUGUCUGGAGUGUUGGUUUUUGCGUGUGUGAUCAGCCAUCAUGGAAUGUCGGCUAUAGAUAUAGUGUGCCGUUAGGAGAAUAUGGUGCACCGCCACUACCAACACCAUCGGUUCAGGUUUCAAAGGAAAAUGUUCAAUUUGUCGAACAGACAGUGGAAAUCAAUACGCCAAGUAAUCGUUAUCAACCGUCACAGUCAUCUCAAUUUAAACCAUCAAAUUCACCCUCGGUUGCAUUUUUACCAAAACCAGACCCGCCGAAACCAUUCCGUAGUUCAAUCCAAACCAAUGCCAAAUUCUCGAAGCCACGACAAUCUGGACUUAUCCAGCAACAAAGAGCACCUCUUGUGGCACAACUAUCCAAACAAAUACUUUCGACUGAAUAUGGUGCACCUCCGGCAAACUCAUAUCCCUAUCCACCAUCGAUUUCCGCUCCCUCUCCACCAGUUCACGAAGUGGUAGAUGAUACACCUCUACUAAUUGAAGAUGAUGAAGAAAACGACACAACCGAUCCCACCGUUAUUGCUGUUGCUAAUGCAAGUGGACGUUAUUAUAUCCUCGGAAAGGACAAUACACUUCAACGCGUCGUUUAUAAGACUACACGUACUGAAGAUGAUAACGUUCAUAAUGGAUUCACAGCUCAUUUGGAAUAUUCACCGGUGGAACCAAUUCGGGAUCCAGUUUACGGCUAUGACGAACAAGGUCAUUUAGUACGAAUUUAUAAUAAAAAGUAAAUUGAUUGUUUUUUUUUUUUCGUUUCUCUCAACAUUAAGUCGUACAUAUUGCAAGCGUGUGUGUCCAAAACAAAACAGAUAGUUUUGCGAAUGUGUCACAUACAUAUUUUUAUAUGUGCAAAUGUAUAGGUUUAUGUAGAAGAUUUAAUGUUUGUGCACUUCAAAAGUGUUCCAUAAAUGCGAACCAUUUUGGAAUGCAAAGUAAGUACAUUUCUGCAUAACUUCAUUUAAUGUGGAAAAUUGUAAUAAUUUAUUAUGUGUCCAGUGAUUGGCAAGAGUGACAAAAUAAAAAAAAGACUAUAUAAAUAUAA
Contarinia nasturtii (swede midge) is the source of this 1122-nucleotide messenger RNA. RefSeq lists its product as uncharacterized. The transcript has 3 exons. The record is from RefSeq and is a predicted model, not a curated record. NCBI's taxonomy places the organism in Eukaryota, Metazoa, Arthropoda, Insecta, Diptera, Cecidomyiidae. Bases 62 to 811 code for a protein of 249 amino acids.